GGUGGUGCGCGUGUUGCCGUGCGCGGUGUGUGGUCGCGACUUGGAGUCUGGAUUGGGCGAGAGGUGCCCGAUGUGACCGGAGAACGAGCGACUGGAGGGUGGGGGUCUACCAGCAGCGAAAGGCCGCGGUUUUCACAUCGCGAUGGCAACGAUGGGCCUGUCCAAGGGCUUUAUACUGGACAAGUACUUCAGUGAGCUACAAAAAUUCUGGGACACUGAACGGAAACUGCAAGACACAUCCUCCUCUAACGAGGCGGCCAGCCUGCACCAGCGGCUGCGCUCGCUCAGCUCGGAGCUGGUGACGCUGCGCUCUCGACUGCAUGUCAGUCCGCCGCCGCUGCCGCCGGCCGCGGCGCAACCGCCGCCGGCCGCGGCACAACCGCCGCCCGCCGCGCCGCCCGCCGCCGCCGACGCUGCCGCGCCGCAGCCCACCAGCGCGGCCGGCCGGUUGGCGCCGCCGCCCGCCUGCUCCAACGUGGAGGACCUGAGUCACCUGGAGGGGCCGCUGACCGAGCAUGCUGUCAUGCGCUGCCUGUACGCUCGCUUUCAACAGCACCAGCUCUACACGAAUGUUGGCUCCAUCCUCGUCUCGCUCAAUUCAUACAAGGAGCGGGGCAAUUCCCUGACGCUCAACUCAACGAGGUCGAAGGAGCUGAGCGAGCAGCUGCAGAAGGUGGUGCGGGAGACGGUGCGGCAGCAGACCGAGACCGGCUACCCGCAGGGCAUCAUCCUGUCAGGGGCGAGCGGCAGCGGCAAGACCUACACGUCGAUGCUGCUGCUGCGCCAGCUGUUCUUGGUGGCCGGCGGUGGCACCGAGACGGACGCCUUCAAGCACCUGGCGGCCGCUUUCACUGUGCUCCGCUCCCUCGGCACGGCCCGCACUGCCUCCAAUUCCGAGUCUAGUCGCAUUGGUCAUUUCAUCGAGGUUCAGGUGACUGACGGUGCCCUCUAUCGUACAAAAAUACACUGCUACUUCCUGGACCAGACACGAGUCGUUCAGCCACUGCCUGGCGAGAAAAACUACCACGUUUUCUAUCAGAUGUUGGCUGGCUUGUCUACAGAAGAAAGAGCGCGGCUCCACCUGGAGGGACAGUCGCUGUCCAGCCUGCGCUACCUGCGCCAGGGUGAACGGCGUCAGGACCUCAAAGAGGACGCGCGCCGCUUCCAGGCCUGGAAGUCGUGCCUGGGGGUGCUCGGCAUCCCGUUCCUGGACGUGGUGCGCGUGCUGGCCGCCGUGCUUCUGCUAGGCAACAUCACCUUCGUCGACGGCGCCGGCAUGGAGGUGGAGGUGCAAGGUCUGGAGCAGCUCCAGGCCGUGGCUUCGCUGCUGGGCUUCAGUGCCGCCGCUCUGCGUGCCGGCCUCACCACGCGCACGCACAACGUCCGCGGCCAGCUGGUCAGGUCGCUGGGGGACGCCAACGUGUCCAGCAUGACGCGGGACUCGCUGGCCAAGGCGCUCUACUGCCGCACGGUGGCCACGAUCGUGCGGCGCGCCAACUCGCUGAAGCGACUCGGCUCGACUUCUGGCACGCUUUGCUCCUCGGACGACUCGCACGUGCACCUGGACGCCCAGUCGGCGCACGCGUCUACCGUCGGCACGGCCGGCAGCCGCGCCAGCAAGAGCAUGAGCGUGCUGAACUCGGCCGUGCGCCACGCCACCGACGGCUUCAUCGGCAUUCUGGAUAUGUUCGGCUUUGAGGAGCCCAAGCCGUCGAGACUGGAGCACCUGUGCAUCAACCUGUGCUCGGAGACGAUGCAGCACUUCUACAACACGCACAUCUUCAAGUCGAGCCUGGAGUCGUGUCGCGAGGAGGGCAUCACGUGCGAGGUGGAGGUGGAGUACGUCGACAAUGUACCCUGCAUCGACCUCAUCAGCUCGCUGCGGACCGGCCUGCUCUCCAUGAUGGACGUGGAGUGCGGCGUUCGCGGCUCGGCGGACACCUACCUGCAGAAGGUGCGGCUGGCGCACCGCAGCAACGCCCGCCUGUGCGAGCCGCCGGCCGGGCAGGCGCUCUCGUUCGCCGUGCAGCAUUACGCCGGCAAGGUGGCCUACUCGGCGGCCGACUUCCUUGACACGAACCGCGACUGCAUGCCGGACGACCUCGUGUCCGUGUUCCACAAGCAGCACUGCAGCUUCGGCUUCGCCAGCCACCUGUUUGGCACGGAGCUGAAAGUGCUGUACAGCCAGGAGGCGGUGCCGCGGGGCGUCAGCUUCCGCAUCAGCCCCACGUCCAACGCCGACCUCCAAAACGGCGACGAGCCGGUGUCGACGCUGACACAGGACUUCCACACGAGGCUGGACAACCUACUGAGGACGCUGGUGCACGCCAAGCCGCACUUCGUCCGCUGCGUGAAGGCCAACGACGCCGAGGAGCCGAUGACGUUCCAGCGGCCGACGGUGAUGCGGCAGAUCCGCGCGCUUCAGCUGCUCGAGACGGUCAACCUGAUGGCUACUGGCUACCCUCACAGGAUGCGGUUCCGCGCGUUCAACACGCGCUACCGGCUGCUGUCGCGGCCGUCACUGCUGCACCGCACCGAGGAAAAGGCCGUGGAGGAUUGCCGGGCGAUCCUGGCCAAGUUCCAGGCGAUGCUGGCGGCGGACGCUGUCGGUGUCGAAAGUGCGGGUGACGGCUGGGCGCUGGGGAAGCGGCACAUCUUCCUCACAGAGGGCACGCGGCAGCGGCUGGAGCAGCUGCGCGAACAGAUCCGUCUGUGCGCCGCCGUGCUGGUGCAGAGCGUGUGGCGCGGCUGGCGCGUGCGCCGCCGUUGGCCGCAGAUGCGCCGCAACAUGGAGCAUCGGCAGCGUAACAAGAGCGGCCCGACCAGGCCGCGGCCGCAGCCAAUCACAGGCACGCCGCCGCCGGACGUGCCGGAGCGGUGCGAGCCGCUGGCCGUGCAGCAGACGUGCUCCCUGUUCGGCCUGGACCUGGAGCGGCCGCCGCCGCUGCCGCCGGCCAGGGCCUACACCGUCAACGGCAACCGCAAGUUGGGCUACCCGCAGGAGCGGCUCAUGCUGCUCAACUUCCCAGACGACGACGGCGGGGAGGUGACGCUGCUGAAAGGCGACACGGUGCUGGUGGUGGGGGCGUCCUCUCGGCGCGGACACCUCCUGGUUGAGUGCGCGGGCCAGACCGUCCACGUGCCGCACCAGUACAUGGAGCUGAAGUCGCCGACCAGGCCGACCGGCAAGCUGUGACCUGUCGAAGAGCUCUCUGAAGUGCUGGUUGACCCCGUCGUGGGCCGCGCUGCCGGUCGGUCAGUCGGUGCGGGGCGCGCGCAGAGCUUCACGUGUCAGCUGUGGUGGUCGCAGGUGCUGUGACACAUAUGGUGCACUGCGAUGCUGGCUGGUCAGUGCGAUGGACUCUUGUAGGGUUUUUUAGAGACAGAGAGAGAGGGGAGGGAGGUGCGGAGGCGCGGAGGCAGCGGGCUGGCCACCGACUCGCUGCUGUGGCGAGGUGGCAGGACUGCGUGUGACUACCUUUGCGUCUGGGGACGUUCUCUCGACCUCAGCGGCGAAAACAGCAGGGCUGCGGUGCUGCUGCGCUCUCAUUCGCUGCUGAUGUAGCUGAUGUACAGCUCUUUCAUGUGCCAUUUCCGUCGGACGUGUGGGAUGAUGGAUCCUUGCGCGACGCGAGCCGUAAAGUGCCAUGCGGUCAUAUGCUGUGAGACUGACCGUUGUGAGCUGCGAUUGUUGCAAUAUUCAUGUGCUAGGUGUUGCCGCGAUGCCUUGGUGAGAGAUGCUCGCAUCUUGACGCGAGAUUUGACUACAUUGAAAAGUGUAGGAGUUGCAUGUUUCUUGGCCUUGUUUCUUUUGGUGGUCAACGUCUUGCAUGCACCAGCAGGAUUCGUGGUUUUGUGCUAGGAUUUCCCUCAUAGCUGUUCUCCUUUGAAUGGAUGACUCAACCUCAGGAUAUUCUUUAAAUGAUCUGAUGUACUGUUGUUAUGGCGGCGAUGUUUCAUCCGUUGGCCACGCUGAUUCACAUGGAUGUCACUUGUUCUCCAUUCGUCAUUGGUAGUUCAAAUGACUGUCAGUGGUUCGAAUGCCACUAGCUGUUAAUAUUGACCCUCAUUGUAAGAAAAAAAGAGCGCUGCGCAUUUACUCGACGUGUCCGUAUUUCGCAAAGCGCCUGGAAACCUUUGCUUUCAUCCAGUUUGCAAAAGCGUCGUAUGAGCCUAUUAGGCUAUAGCGCCUAAAGCAAGCUACAUUGAGCUAUCUACCUGGAGCUCCCACCUUACAAUUGUUAGCGAGCUGAACUAGUGCCAACUUGGAAAGUUUAACGAUUUCAUUCAGGCCAUGGCGUGUGAUGUAUUCUCAGUGUGGAUGUAAACAUGUUCGUUUUUGCCAGGGCCUGCCACAAGAAUGAAGUGCCAAGCUGAUUGGCGCUGUGAUUUGUGUCCAAUAUCGUUUGGGUUAAUGCCGUUGCGAGAACAUGUGACAAUAGACCACCCAAAGUAGGUGGACCAAUACUCGGCAUGAAUUAUAUGUGACUGUGUGUGUGUACGUCUGCAAACGCGGCAUCGAGGUACCCUCUCGGAAGAGGAGCGGUGCGCCAGUGUUGCUCAAAGACUUGCCUUGACGUCUGAUCAUGCACGCAUUUAGAUUCGUGAUCGUCAAUGGAUUGUCCUCCCAGUUGCCCAGGUGAAUUCGUAACCGACGGUGCCAUGCCGCGUGGGUAAGAGACGAGGUGCGUUCAGACAAUCAUGUGAUUAACGAUGAUGCGGAGAUUAUCAAUAUAAGUUUUUAUAGAUAGGGAUGACCAUUGGCGAGUGCAGACGUAAUGUGUGCUAUUACGCAUUGCUACGCCGUGGAACGAUGUUGUGAAUGUCCAAAGUGGGUCCGGUGGGGAUAGCUCACACGUAGAAAGAAAUGUGCUGGAACAGCUGUCUGGGAACGGCGUUUAACCUAUGGUCUUCGACGUUGGCGAUGACUUAAGGAGCUUAUAGUUUUUAGCACAUGACAUGUACCAUGACUUCAGC
Pollicipes pollicipes is the source of this 4977-nucleotide messenger RNA. Its product is annotated as myosin-I heavy chain. Gene Ontology annotation, cellular component: actin cytoskeleton; myosin complex; cytoplasm. Gene Ontology annotation, biological process: actin filament organization. The transcript has 17 exons. The coding region runs from base 143 to 3196 and encodes 1017 amino acids. The record is from RefSeq and is a predicted model, not a curated record. NCBI's taxonomy places the organism in Eukaryota, Metazoa, Arthropoda, Thecostraca, Pollicipedomorpha, Pollicipedidae. Gene Ontology annotation, molecular function: ATP binding; cytoskeletal motor activity; actin filament binding.